Molecule: messenger RNA, 714 nt
Organism: Lolium rigidum
Lineage: Eukaryota; Viridiplantae; Streptophyta; Magnoliopsida; Poales; Poaceae
Product: outer envelope pore protein 16, chloroplastic-like
Exons: 5
Coding region: 87-497 (136 amino acids)
Biological process (GO): protein import into chloroplast stroma
Cellular component (GO): chloroplast outer membrane
Molecular function (GO): amino acid transmembrane transporter activity
Source: RefSeq, a predicted model, not a curated record
GUAGGCUAGAUCCGUCGAUCCCGAGAGUAGAAACUAGCGAUCAUCGAUCAAGAAGCAAAACGUAGAGAUCUGCCGGCGAGAGAUCGAUGGCUCACGGCGGCUUCCUGUCGGUGGACCUGGGACACCCGUUCCUGAACCGCACAGCGGACGGCUUCCUCAAGGUCGGCGCCGUCGGUGCCUGUAAGGUCGCCGCCGAGGAGACCUUCCACUGCCUACACAAAGGGGACGUCUCAAAGCACAAAGUUGAGAACGCGCUGAAGAAGAUGUGCAAGGAAGGCGCAUAUUGGGGCAGUGUUGCCGGGGUGUACGUGGGCGUAGAGUACGGCGUCGACAGGAUCCGUGGCCACAGGGACUGGAAGAAUGCGAUGAUCGGCGGUGCCGUGACCGGAGCCCUGGUGUCGGCGGUGAACAGCAACGACAGGAACCACGUCGUCGGGAACGCCAUCACAGGGGCGGCCAUCGCCACCGCCGCCCACUACCUGCAUCACCUCACUUGAUUAACCAUUAGAUAAUCCGUACAUUAUCACUACUGUUCGUCCUAGUUCUCGCACUUGAGUCUGAACUCUGAAUACCUUUUCCAACUGUAUUUCUUUUCAGAGAUUUCCAUUUUCACCCUCUAGUUUGAUAUUUGUAACGUUACUUCACCCCCAUUGAGCAGUUUUUACAGUAUUGUAAGAACUAGCUCAGUUUUCGGUAAAUGGGGUAAUCCUGAUG